CAAAAAAUCUAGCGGUGAAUUGCCUAAAGGCGGAAACUUCAAAUAGCUAAGGGAAAUUACUCUACAUCGUCUCUGAAGUAAAGAAAAAGAAAAUUGACAUGAAACAACACCGAUAUAUUCUAUGAAAAGCUUUUUAAAAAAUGGUUCUUACACCUACUAUGGCUGCUGAAAGUACAGAAAGUGAGGGAAAAUCUGGAUUUGACUCGUCAGAUGAGGAAGAAGGAGAACUUGACCUGUCACCUUUUACAUUGUCAUGGUUAGAACUUGGUACUGGAGAUGGGCUGGACAAACUUGGCAUCAGUGGACUACCUGGAUGUAAAUUUAAAGAUACCUGGAGAAGCCUUGAGAAUGAUAUCAAAUGCCUAAAGUCAGAAGGGGUAGAUGAGGUGUUUUCAUUGUGUACAAAGGGAGAGUUAAACAAGUAUCGUGUUCCAUGGUUACUCAAUGAAAUGACAGGUGCCGAUAUUGUUGUACAUCAUUAUCCGUUCCCAGACGGACAGACUCCAAACAUGCCAAGUCUGCUGAAAAUGGUUGAUGAGAUACAAGUGUCAGUCCGUAAUGGAAGAAAACCUUUGGUGCAUUGUUUUGGUGGAUUAGGACGGUCUUGCUUGGUUGCAGUGUGUGCUAUGUUGGUGGUAGAUGAAAGUUUGGAACCACAAAAAGCUAUAGAUAAAAUCAGAGAGUUAAGAGGACCAGGGGCUAUACAGUCAGUGAAGCAAUACAAUUAUGUUUGCGAUUUCCGACAAAUAUAUGAAGAAUACAAAAGAGAGAAUGAGACGGAGGCAAGGUCAAUCUCAAGGUGACAUCGUCCAAUUAGUUCUGGAAAAGAAACAUUAUUUAUUAAAGUGCUCAACAUCAUAUAUUUUUAAAAUAAUAGCUUUUGCGUCUUGCUUAUAAAUAUGACAAUUUGCUUGGCUUACAUGGAAUAAUAUUAAUGAAAUGACUGCAUAACUACUUGUACUCAUGGUGUUAUCAUUUUCAUUUAUUUACUAAAGUAAACGUUUUGGAUGUAUCCAUAAUUACCAACAUUCACAGGGGAGAAUUGCUUGAGGGAGGGUAAAAAAGUAAUGCAGUUUUUCUGAAGUGAUAUUAAAAUGAAAUUAUUCUCUUUAUUUAUUGAAUGAGUGAAAAUAUAUUGAGUUUUAGGUAACAGCCAGAUUACUGUUGACAUUCUGAACUCAUAUUUACGUUUGUGCAGUGCAUGUUUAAUAUACUAUUUAUACCUUUAAUAUUUAUGAAAAAGUGUGUUUACACUUAGUUACAUGUAAUGUUAUUUAUUUAAAUUAGACAAAAUCUCCCAUUUAGGAGAUGUUCAGUGGGAUAAUUAAAUUUUCUAUAAUGAUUUCUUUGUUUACAAUAUGUUCCACACUAUUCCUCCUCUGUUGCUUUUUUAAAUGAUUUUAAAAAUAAUUGAGAUUUGAGGAGAAGUUAACAAAUACUUGUGGAAAAUCAGUUAUUAUUUGAACACUUAUUUAUUUGGUAUAAUAUCUUGGAUGGUGUAAUCAAUUAAUCAUAAUCAGUAGUCAAGUAAUCAACAGUUAUCAGUAACCAAAGUCAUUUUCAAUUACAUGUAAUUUAAUAAUUUUCAAACCUAGAUUUCGUUGUAAUCAUUGAUUUUGAUUUUUAUUACUCUCUAAAGGCUGGUAAAUGACUUAGAAUAGUUUUCUACUUGUGCUUAAACAAGACAAAUGAAGAAAAUUCUUGACAUAACAAUGAACAUUUUGAAGUAUUGCAUCUUUGCAGCAAGGUGAAAAAAACUGUUAACAGAUAUCUUUGUAACUUUAGGCUAAUUUUGUGUCUCUCUUAUUUUUGUCUCAUCUUAUUUU
Molecule: messenger RNA, 1826 nt
Organism: Ruditapes philippinarum (Manila clam)
Lineage: Eukaryota; Metazoa; Mollusca; Bivalvia; Venerida; Veneridae
Product: cyclin-dependent kinase inhibitor 3-like
Exons: 8
Coding region: 141-803 (220 amino acids)
Biological process (GO): dephosphorylation
Cellular component (GO): nucleus
Molecular function (GO): protein tyrosine phosphatase activity
Source: RefSeq, a predicted model, not a curated record